Chara braunii is the source of this 767-nucleotide messenger RNA. The record is from the annotation of a GenBank genome assembly. NCBI's taxonomy places the organism in Eukaryota, Viridiplantae, Streptophyta, Charophyceae, Charales, Characeae.
GAAGAGAAGAAGAAGAAGGAGGAUGAUGAGAAGGCUACGAAGGAAGAAGAAGCGAGAGUUGAGCUCGCGAGGAAAAAAACAAAGGAGGAUGAGGAUGCAGAAAGAAAGUGGGAGUUGAAGAUGCUAUUAGCGGAGCAAAGGGAAGAGUAUGAAAAGAAGAGGGAAAAGGAGAAGAUUGAGUAUGAAAAGAAGUUGGAGAAGAUGGAGCGACUUGUGAGAAAGAUGGACAUGAAUCCGGAAGGAAAAAGGAAAGGAAAACAACGGGUCGUUGAAGUGGUAAGCUCUGGAGGUGAAGAAGCCGAAGCUUCUGAUCUUGAAACACCUCUUCGGGACAAGAGAAAGCGCAGGGAUUCUACCAGAGCAGUGGAGAAUAGUCCACCAGUCGACACUCCUCUGAAAGUUGGAAGGUGUGAAGGCCCGGGAGAUGAACAAGUAACCCCAGCCAGCACGAGCAGAAGAAAGGGACGAGGCCGACCGACGAAGGCCGAAGUCGAGGCGAAGCGCAUCCUGAAUGGCGAUGAUCCGUGGGAAGGAGUUCCUGCAGGUGAUAAGUACAAGACGGAGGAAAGUUAUCAGAAAGCGAUAUCAAAAGCCCUCUCAACUUUCUAUCCGGAGACUUUGAAAGCGAUGUGUCGAGGAGCUGAUAUUUUGUUCCGAAACACCAAGGAAGCGAUCGAUGAUCUCACUUAAACAAGAGUGAUGUAUUGGGUGAGAGGAAGACGCAUCCCAGGGACGUCUGGCGCUGGUAAUCAAGCUGUGGUUGACGA